AUGGAAUCCAUCGAAUGGGCGAAGAGACACGUCUGGAACCUUCCAGACGGCUCUGAGGACGAUACAGUUUCCGAAUGGGAUGACGUGAUGAGAAUCAUGGGCGUGCAGGACUUGUGGAGAAAUGCCAUUCUGGACCCGAGGUUCGCCAGACCUGGAAAAGAGCACACUGCGAGGUAUAGUACUGGGUCAUCCAGACGAUUGGAGGAGAAAUGGAAACACCUGGUUGAGCUCGAUGAGAGGAUGAAGUUGGAUCCAGCUGAAAUCGAGGCAGAAAAGCAUCGCAUCGGAUACGAGGCAAAUCUGCUAAGAAAGUAUGCCGUCAAUGGUAGCGAUAGCUUUGAAUGA
Letharia columbiana is the source of this 345-nucleotide messenger RNA. RefSeq lists its product as uncharacterized. Lineage: Eukaryota; Fungi; Ascomycota; Lecanoromycetes; Lecanorales; Parmeliaceae. Bases 1 to 345 code for a protein of 114 amino acids. The transcript has 2 exons. The record is from RefSeq and is a predicted model, not a curated record.